UUGCCUGGGACCUGACUAGUCGGGCGCCAAGCGCGGGCCGGAGCGGCCUUCCCGGAAUCCUUUGCGCAGCACCUGGUGACAAAAUGGCUGCCCGAGGGAGACGGGCGGAGCCUCCAGGCCGGGAGGCGCCGGGCCCCGCGGCGGCCAGCGGCGGCGGGAGCCGAUGGGCCGAGUCGGGGCCUGGGACAUCGCCCGAGAGCGGGGACGAGGAAAUGUCGGGCCAGGUGUCGGGCGGCGUGAACUUGUUCGCCAACGACGGCAGCUUCCUCGAACUGUUCAAGCGGAAGAUGGAGGAGGAGCAGCGGCAGCGGCAGGAGGAGCCGCCUCCGGGCCCGCCGCGAUCCGAUCAGCCAGCUACCGCCGCCGCCGGGGGUCCCGGGGAUCCGAAGAGGAAGGGCCCGGGCCCCACGCUCAGCUUCGUGGGCAAGCGCAGAGGCGGGAACAAACUAGCCCUCAAGACGGGAAUAGUAGCCAAGAAGCAGAAGACGGAGGAUGAGGUAUUAACAAGUAAAGGUGAUGCAUGGGCCAAGUACAUGGCAGAAGUGAAAAAGUACAAAGCCCACCAGUGCGGCGAUGAUGAUAAAACUCGGCCCCUGGUGAAAUGACCCCCUUCCCCCGUCUGCCCACGGCCUGGGACUCUCUGCGAUGUACAUAACUAUUUAAUGCGGCAGCGGCGGCGGCGGCAGCCUUUCCCCCCAAGGACUUAAACACAGAAGGAAACCAAGAUGCUUCCCGCAGCCGCGGAAGAUCCUCCAGGACUCUUUUUUACCUUGAGCACUUGCCUCCUGAGACUUCAUAGAACAGUGGUUUACUGUCCCCUCUCUUCCCACCUCUUUGCUCUCUCUGGCUCUUUCUGUCUUCCUUUUCUCACCCUCCCCUUCCUCCCCUUAGCCAUCACUUCUGGGAAGUAAAGAACUUGACUUAGUGCCGGA
Messenger RNA from Eptesicus fuscus (big brown bat), 932 nucleotides. It is a transcript of the gene TRIR, whose product is annotated as telomerase RNA component interacting RNase. The transcript has 3 exons. Bases 84 to 605 code for a protein of 173 amino acids. Gene Ontology annotation, molecular function: 5'-3' exonuclease activity; 3'-5' exonuclease activity. Lineage: Eukaryota; Metazoa; Chordata; Mammalia; Chiroptera; Vespertilionidae. The record is from RefSeq and is a predicted model, not a curated record.